Molecule: messenger RNA, 1597 nt
Organism: Armigeres subalbatus
Lineage: Eukaryota; Metazoa; Arthropoda; Insecta; Diptera; Culicidae
Exons: 1
Coding region: 31-1455 (474 amino acids)
Biological process (GO): negative regulation of translation
Molecular function (GO): rRNA N-glycosylase activity
Source: RefSeq, a predicted model, not a curated record
UCUAUCAAUCCAGUCACUCAAAGCUCCACAAUGCAGAGUCUAUUUUCCCGUGCAAAGCGUCAAACCAGCUCCGGUCUUACUGGCGAUUUGAACACAUUCAGAACGACAGAUCGAGCCUACCUCAACUUCAUCCAGAGCCUCAUAUCGGCUCUAACCGAAUCGGGCGAGGUCUACGGCAAUAUCCGUGUCACCAAGCGCAAAGAUGGCAUCACCAAGGUCACCCUCAAGGACAGUGCCACCAACACCCAGGUUGGGUUCAUCUACCGCAACCGGGACCUUUACAUUGUGGGACUCGUCGUCGGCAACACGUUCUACAUCGACAGAGAGGUCUACGAUGGGCUUAGCAAGAAAAUUCCGAACAGCUGGAAGACUGUGAUCAACGCCUCACUGACUGUCGCUCUGUCCAACCCGUUCAGCUACAACCAAAUUCUACCAAGCGGUGAAAGCACUUCGCUUCAAAUAGGAAAACUGGGCGACUCGCUACGUCAGCUUACCCAAAUCGGUGACACAUCAAAGCGGUCGCAGAUCAUGACACAGCACUUGGGCCCGUUCGUGGUCGCGUUCUCCGAAGCCAUCCGUUUCCCUGUGGUGGCUCGCUCGGUGCAAAACGCCAUCCGGAAAAACACCGGCACCGUCAGUUUGUCCACCAACCUGGUUCAGCCUUUGAGCCUUGGUCAUCCAUCGGAGCGGACUCCGAAACACGUGUUUACCAUGUACUCGCUGCUGCUGAACUGGAGCAAGCUCUCCGAUCGGGUGCCGGCCUUCUACGGUAAUCCCCCGAAGCAGAUGCCCCCUCUGGUGGAGGGCCGUUACACCGUCAACUUGGAAAAGAAUCAGCUGAACACCCUGCUGGGGGUUGCGAACUCGUACCGCUUCCAAAAAUUCACCCCCGCGCCGGUUAACAAUCGCGGCAAGCGGGAUCUGCAGUCGUUGUUCGAUAGUUCAACCCGUCCGAAUCCGGCCCAGUUGGAGCAGCACAUCAACUACGUCGAUUUCGAGGGUAAUGUGCAGGGGGCGAAUCCACCCCCGCCGAUGGCCAUGGUCUCAAUCAUGCAUAAUGUGGAUGUGGUUGGAGCACUGCAUCUGUUCACCGUUGGAUUGAUGUACCUCUACCGUAGGAAGAUGAACGUUCCUCUGGAGGUUAACAGCUAUCAAGAUCCAAGGGAAGCGUUAGCCGUUGCUGUGGAUAUGUCCGAUCGUAUCCAAUGCUUCCUACAAAGCACUGUCAAUGAUAUAGAGGUUGGAUUUGAAGAUCAAGCAGAAUUGCAGCGUCAAAUCGCUCAGGCUCUAACUCGCGGAGAUGACUUGGAGACAGUUUUGACCAAGUUUCUGGAGCGACACUAUUCUGACGUGGAAGACUUGGACGCCUUACGGGAACAGCUCUCUCGCGCCCUGGCUGCGGAAAGUGGACUGGUGCAAGGUGUUACAUUUAACGGAAAGGAAUGUUUUGUAUGAAAAGGAAAAAAAGGUGGAUAAAAUGUAAUUUUGGUUUUAUAUUCAAUAGUGGAUAUAGUUUGGUUGAACAUUUAAAAGCUAGUCACAAAUGUGGUUUUCUGAGUUAUAGUUCAAUAUAUGUUCUUUGUUUCAUGGGGAAAAA